This is a messenger RNA of Trichomonas vaginalis G3, 524 nucleotides long. RefSeq names its product organellar and viral DNA polymerase type B. The annotation marks the transcript as partial. The record is from RefSeq and is a predicted model, not a curated record. The transcript has a single exon. NCBI's taxonomy places the organism in Eukaryota, Parabasalia, Trichomonadida, Trichomonadidae.
AUGUUAGCAACAACAGCACCAAACUCGUUAGUCAUGAACCCAACUUCAAUGUUAGUAGAAAUGAAAAGCUUCAUUCCUUCUUCAUAUACUUUCGAAACAGAAAUCCAGAAGAUAAAGCAAGAACUUCUCCAAGGAGAUUUAGAUUGCACUGCAAAAGAUGAAACAAAUGAACAAUAUCUUUAUGAAAUGCAGGACCUGGUGGAACAUCUACCUAAACUUCCUGAAAUACAACAACAAAAGCUCACUAUUCCUGAAUUCGAUGAAAUAGAAGUCAAAGCAACUGACUCAGUUGAAAUUAAGAAGUUCAUACGUAAGGUUAACUAUGAGUUUCUUGGAUUUCAUUGCAACCACAAAGUCAUGGACAAAGACUGCGAUAUGGUAUAUUUCAUUGACAUAUAUAAAUCUGAAGAAUUUAAGACCUACGACAACUUUGUUUCGUUAGUUGCAAAAUGUGUAUGGCAGAUAAGAGAUAAAGAUAGAAGAGGUAAGGUAUGGAAUGAACAGAUAAAACCAGCAGCCUUUGA